Enterobius vermicularis (human pinworm) is the source of this 1005-nucleotide messenger RNA. NCBI's taxonomy places the organism in Eukaryota, Metazoa, Nematoda, Chromadorea, Rhabditida, Oxyuridae. The record is from the annotation of a GenBank genome assembly.
AUGUCACAGAAUACGCAAAAAGAAUCUAAGCCGUCUAGAAGUUCUUCUAUGAGAAAAAAGAAGAAGCUAGACGACAGCACUUAUCAAAAACCUUUCAGCGAUUACGAAGAACCAUCGUACAGAACAAGAGGAAUUUACGAUUCAGCAGCCACUGCUUCAAGCCAAAAUUUACCUCGACCGCCGCAAAGAAAACCUCCAAUACAACCUCCCUCGUUUACAUCAGUACCGCAGUCGUCCUAUGACGCUUACGAAUUUUUAGUUGACCAGCAGCCUGAUCAGAAAUUUUUUGCACAACAAUACAGUCAUGAUAUGCCACCGUAUUCUACGGAACCAGUAAACCAGCAAAAUCUUAAACCAAAGAUAAUAAAAACCUUUAAUAAAAAUCAGAGGCCUAGUUAUGAGUCUUACCUCGCUGACCUCAAAGCGAAAGAAGAGAAGAGGAAACAAAGAAAAGAAGAGAGAAAAGAGAAAAAAGCUGCCAAGCAAAUAAUAGAAGAUGAUUUAGAAGCGGGGUCAAAAUCACAGCUACCUGAAAGCGAAGCGAGAGUACCCACAGGAGGAAGUGUUGCACUAUUAGAAGUGCAACUGGGGGGGACUUUUGAUGAGACAUUACCUGAAGCAUCGCGUUACAACGAAACAUUGCCUUAUAACGAAAGAUUAGCCUCUAAUGCGGCAAUGAUCUAUAAUGACGGUGGAGAACAAGUCCCUUUGGAAUUCGCACCAGGAUUUCAUGGAGAACUCCCGAUGGAGGUUCUGCAGUACACAGAGCCUGAUUUGCUAGACGAAACAUUUGUAGAUGAUUUUCAAACAGAAGUUGAUACCAGACCUGAAUAUGAAAAGGAACUGGCUAAAUUACAAGCAAAACGAGAGAGAAAAGAGCAGAAAAGGAAAGAAAAAAAAGAGCGUAAAAAAAAGAAGAAAAUUGAACCUGAAAUAAACGAAGAAUUUUUAAGGUCAGAAACAGGUACAACAACAACCGGUGACGAACAAACAGAUACGGGUUGA